Molecule: messenger RNA, 2663 nt
Organism: Strongylocentrotus purpuratus (purple sea urchin)
Lineage: Eukaryota; Metazoa; Echinodermata; Echinoidea; Camarodonta; Strongylocentrotidae
Product: nudix hydrolase 24, chloroplastic
Exons: 9
Coding region: 121-1038 (305 amino acids)
Molecular function (GO): 8-oxo-dGDP phosphatase activity
Source: RefSeq, a predicted model, not a curated record
GAGCAUGUAGUCACGAACAAGCUGAGGCUGCUAAACAAUUUCAGAAUGAUACAUCAUCGAAAUUCGUGUCUGUGACAACGCAAAAUUACCCGUCCUCAACUUUUAUUUUGUUUGAACACGAUGUCAGUGAGCUCUACCGAGACAUGGUCAAGGCGCAUGUGGAAUGUUGUGCAGAAAGCUGCUUCAUCAUUUGUUUGGGAAGGUGAUUUGAAGCUGAGCUACCUUCCUUUCAUUGUUAAUGGAAGACAGGUUGGUAUUAUACCACCCAUCAUGAUGGAAGCAUUAUCAGUCUCACAACCAGACCUCUUUGAAUUUAAAAACAAUGAAGUGCACUUGUCUCCUUCCCUAACCACAUACGCAGAGAGGACGGCUAGGGUUGGAGAGUUUAUAGCCAAAUGUCGUCAAUCAGGCAACUUUAUUACACUUCAGGGCUGGAGGAAUGAGAAUUAUGCAGUUAGCAGGUCAUACUAUGACACCCCUCUAUUUGAAAUGGAACGGUCAGCUACAUGUCUGUUUGGGGUCAAACAGUACGGAGUCCAUGUGAAUGGUUACUACAAACAUCCAAUAGAUGGUAUAUGUAUGUGGAUUGGAAAGAGAUCAUCUACCAAACAAACUUACCCUGGAAAACUAGAUCAGAUUGCUGCAGGUGGAUUACCAGCUGGUAUGAGCAUCAAGGAAUGUAUGAUGAAAGAGAGUGAAGAGGAAGCUAGUAUACCAAGAAACAUCAGCUCUAAAGCUGUCUCUGUAGGUGCAAUAAGCUAUUUCACUGAAGAUGAACGAGGUCUCUUCCCAGAAACCCAAUUCAUCUAUGACCUAGAAUUACCAGCAGACUUUGAGCCUACAGUGAAGGAUGGGGAGGUCAGUCAGUUCUGCUCUUGGCCCCUUAGCAAGGUUAAAGAGGAGAUAGCAACAGAUAGAUUCAAACCAAACUGCAGCCUUAUAUGUCUUGACUUCCUGAUACGACAUGGAUACAUCACUCAUGAUGAGGAACCUCAUUACUUGGAUUUCCUGUCCAGUAUUCAUCAAACUCAUUUCUGAAGCCUUCACCAGCUUUCACCACACCUGGACAGAUGGGUUGAAGGACCGAGUUGGCAGAGCGGGCGGGAACAACCAGAUUCAUGUUUCUGGUCAUUUGAUAACCUGGAUGUAAUAUCAUAGAUGAAGGGUACCUGUUUUGAGGUUGGCAUAUAAGCGGUUGAAUGAACACCAUGUAACAACUGAUGUUAGUGAAAUAUGCAACAAGUAAAAUGCAAAAUGAAGAACAGUACCUGUUUUGUUUGAGUUGGCAGAGCGGAACAACCAGAUUUAUAUUUCAGGUCAUUUGAUAAUCUAGAUGUCAUAUCAUAGAUGAAGGGUACCUGUUUGAGGUUGGAAUAGCGGUUGGAUGAACACCAUGUAACAACUGAUGUUGGUGAAAUAUGCAACAAGUAAAAUGCAAAAUGAAGAACAGUAUUUCUGAUUGAGGUAGGACUGUCAGUAAGUCCUGUAUGUGAUAAGAUUGGAUAUACCCUUUAAAGGUGUUCAACUCUUGAUGUGUAUUCUUUAAGGUACAGUACUAGGAAAAAAGCAGUUCUAAUGAAAUAGACAAUAUUGAUUCAGUAAAGUUAUUUAAGAUUUCAUUAUUCAUUUUGUAUCUCUUCUUAAUUCAAAUUUAUCUUAAAGAGGAACAUUGGCCUUACUUAAAGGAGUGUUAGUGGAACAAAUUCAUUAUAUUUUGAGAAAAGUUAGACAAACAAUAUGAAAGAUAUGAGUUAGUAAAGAUUAGUCCAUCAGUCAUCUCACACUGGCAACUCAGUCUUAAUGUGUAGCUUCAUAAUGGGAGAAAGUCUGUUUGAAAUGUACACAAUUCUACCUUUUUUUUUUUCUAUUUUAAUUCUGGAACAGAGUAUUGCUAAUGACACAUGAUGGAUAACAUAUUUUUACAGCCCUCCCUCUAUAAAAAUAUCCGUGCCAUCACUGGAAUUGAGAAAAGUAGUACUCUAAAAUGAAUUUUGAUUCAAAAUUAAUGAGAGAGUUAUCCUUGUAUGAUAUUAGACAUACAUGAUUUCAUUGCCAGUAGGGAGAUUCCCCAUUCCAAUACUCACUUUCAAAUAUCUAUAACACGUUAACUUAUUUUCAGACCACUCUGUAUCUUCAUUUAUCUUCUUUUCUCCUUCCAUUCAAGCCCAAUGUGUGCAUUGCUAUGAUAGUCUAUGUCAAAGGUCAAUAACAGUGAACACAGAACACAAAGACAAUCUUUGAUCUUUGAACUUAUUUGUUUCUGCCUUCAAGCUCCACCAUAGAAGGUGGUACCAGAGACACUCAUUUAAUGUAAAUGUGUUUCUUAGUUAAACUUAUAAAUAAAGUACAUUGUGGGGUACAUGAUCAGAUAAUAUAUCAAUAAACUAUUUCAAAGAGUACAAAGUUUUUUUGCAAAUGUGUUGCCGUGUAUCUUGGAGGUUAAUGUGUUUAUAGCCGUGUAGGGAAGUAACAUUCUGUAUCAUGCAACUGGGCAAUUAGAGACAUUUUCGUUGCAUUAUCUUUCUGAUUUUCCUCUUAAUCAGACAAGAUACUAGAGGUAUUGCAUUUCAUACACCUCGACCAUUUCACCAGAAAAUAACACAAAUGACUAAGAUACAUGUAUCAUGAAGACAGAUUAAAACUUCCUGUUUCAGACUCUUGAA